UACUAAAACAAAACUGGUUGAAGUUAACAGUAAUCACUAAUCAUUAAUCACCUACAGUUUUGUUUAUAAUUUUGUGUGUCAUGUUUAUCAAGUGAUUUUAUUAAAAAUUGUGUAAUUUCAGUGAAUCAAUUAAAAGUAAAAGAAACAGUUUACUUGCAAUUUACUGGACAACAUUGAGAUUAUUUUUCACCAACAACAACAACAACACCAGAUUAUUACAAGAACCAUUUCAACUUUAUGGACAUUUAUUGAUUUUCAUUCUUGUAAAAGUAACAAUUUUUAUUUCUCUCAUUCUUUUGGCUCUUCAAUUGUCAUCAAUACAAUUAUUGGUUAUCAGUAACAUUCUCAUUAAUCACCAAUUAAGAAACCAAAACAAAGGAAUCAAUUAAAAGUUUUUUUUGUUCCUUUUCUCUGUCUGUUUACUCUUGAAGCCUAAUUUGUUUUUCUUUCCUGUAUGUAUACAAGGUUUGUUUCUGGUAACAAAUUAAUUUGGAGGAAUCAAAAAACAAUCAAUAAACGGAGACUUGUUCAAGCCUCCAAAUGAUGACAACCCCAUCAACUCUUGUUGAAACUGUUUCAAUCGACUAUGAGGAUUUUACCGAAGGAUUUUUGACUUGUGGAACUUGUCUGAAUACUUAUGAUAGUGGUCAACAUGCCCCUAAAUUGCUAACAUGUAGUCACACUUUAUGUAAAUUGUGCUUGGAAUCAAUUUGCAAUCAACCUGGAGUUCCCGAGAAUGGAGCCUUUAGGUGUCCCAUUUGUCGUGAGCUGAUACAUUUACCACAAGGAGAGGGUUCUAUUAAUUUUCCUCCUUCCUUUAUGGUUAAUCAGCUGCUUGAUCUUGUUAGUCGUCAACGAAGAGAUGUCAUUCCCAAAUGCAUCCGCCAUGUCACCCAAGAGCUUUUAUUCUGUGAAACAUGUGACAAAGUUUUCUGUUUACUUUGUGAUGAUGGUUCAUCUCAUUCAACGAUUAAUUGUAAACAUACCGUUAUACCUUUCGCAGUCGCAAUCAAACGCCUGUCAGAGAUAUUGAUGUACAAAGGACAACAAUGCAUUGCCAAAUAUAAUGAAGCCCAUAAGAAUGUAACUAAAGAGAUACUUAUGCUUGAGCAGAAUGCCGGAGAAACUGCUUCGAUUAUCAAACAAACCUUUAAAGACAUGAUGGAUCUGGUAAAUAAACGAUGUCAAGAGGUUCUUUCGGUCGCAAACAAGAUGAAGGAGGAUAAACUUAAUAUUCUUAUGAACCAGAUGAAGCUUAUUGAAGAAGGAAAGUCCGAGAUUGUCACCGACUGUGAGAAUUAUGAACAGCGAGUUGAACUUCGCCAUAUAACUCGAAAAAUUGAGGAACUUCAUGAGAAGAUUGAUAAAAUUAAUGUUCUCCUUGAACCAAGAGAAAACUGUUUCAUUCGCUAUGAGCAUCCAGUCGAUUCUACCCUUCAAUCUAUUCAGACAGCAAUUUGUAACUUUGGAACAGUUCGUUCAAGCAGCACAUUUCCACCCCUCUGUGAGGCAAAUAUCGAUAAAUGUUUCGCCAAGUUAAGGUCAGUUGUGAACAUACUCACUUACGAUUAUGCUGGAUCUCGUCAAAAGUAUGGUGGUGAUCCUGUCACUGCAGAACUAAGUUAUCUCCCUGACGGAACUGAAAUUGCGGUUCGAGUUGUUGACAAAUGUGAUGGUACUUACGAGGCUCAUUUCAUUGCUCCAAAAAGUGGAAAAUAUUCUUUCCUUGCUUCGAUUUUCGGACGUCCAAUCAAAACUUAUCCACUGGAGUUUGAAGCAGUUUCACAGAUCAAUCCUGUCUGCAUUUAUGGAGCUCGAGGAAGUGAUCAGCACAGUUUCCUUCAGCCAGUUGCAAUCUCCAUAAGUGAAAUUGACAAUCAAAUCUACGUUCUUGAUACGGGCAACAGUAGACUUAAAAUUUUAUCUCAAAAUGAUUGCAACAAUUCACCCUUCACCUUUGUAUCUCACAUUGAGGGCUUGGAUCGUGCAGUUACGGGCAUGGCGCUUGUUCCGGGACUGAAUACCAUCUUGAUCAGCAACUGGGCUUCUAAGACGAUUAGUGAAAUUAAUGAGAAUGGCAAAGUUUUACGCUAUUUUAGUCACCGUGAACUCCGUGAGCCAACUCACUUAUGUGUAAAUAGUAAACGAGAGAUUAUUGUUGCCGAUAACGGAGCCCAAACAAUAUUUGUAUUUCAUCCUUGUGGUAAAAUACGUCGACGAUUAGCUUUGAGUCAACAUGAAAUCAAAAAUUCAUCGUCAAUCCUUGGAUCUACCAAGACGAGUUUCGGUGUCAUUGGAGCUGUUACGGUUGGACCAGAUGAUGAAAUAGUUGUAGCAGAUUCAAGGAUAAGGAUUUUCACCAGCGAUGGUUCAACAUUGAUUCGUGAAAUCGUCACUGAUUCCUGUCUCAAAGGGGACUCUUACGGUGGACUUUGCUACGAUAAGAAAGGUCAACUCUUGGCCACGAAAUCUGAGAGAGGAAAGGUUUACGUGCAAAUAUUUGAUUACUAUUCAGGCCAAUUAAAAUUUACAAUCGAUAGUGUGGACGCUAAACUUAAAAGAGCAAGUGAUCUUGCAACAACUGACGAUUAUCAUGUUAUCGUUGUGGAUCUUGGCAAUGAUUGUAUCAAAAAGUAUCGAUAUUAUUAAUCAACAAAUCGAAGCAAUUAACUCUCCUGUUAUUUAACAGGAUUAACAAGAAUACACCAACAGAUGAAUUAACGAAACUUGAUUGUCUGUACAUUGGCCAAUAUCAUUUCCAAAAAUCAUCUUCAUCUUUCAGCACUAAUCUCAUUUUUAAAUAACACCAUAGACAACAAAAAGUACUUCAAAAUCAUGAUUGUAUAGAAAAGCUUAAUUGUAACAAUAAAAUUUAUAUGCUUAACAUUAACAA
Messenger RNA from Panonychus citri (citrus red mite), 2893 nucleotides. Its product is annotated as tripartite motif-containing protein 2-like. The transcript is spliced from 3 exons. Gene Ontology annotation, cellular component: chromatin; nucleoplasm. The record is from RefSeq and is a predicted model, not a curated record. NCBI's taxonomy places the organism in Eukaryota, Metazoa, Arthropoda, Arachnida, Trombidiformes, Tetranychidae. The coding region runs from base 541 to 2649 and encodes 702 amino acids. Gene Ontology annotation, molecular function: ubiquitin-protein transferase activity; zinc ion binding; protein binding. Gene Ontology annotation, biological process: positive regulation of DNA-templated transcription.